AUCCUAUAUGCUGUAAUAGAAAUAAGGCCAUGCUCAUUAAAGAAAGUAUUGUCCUCCCUCAUCUUAAAAUGGCACCGACCGCCACUGGCCGUUAGUAAGCUAGUUAUCAAGCUAGCUAACUCCGUUGACUGGCGUAAGAUAGCUAGAUAAGUAGACGUGUGUGUGUGUGUGUUAUUAAUCGAUUUUAGAUUAUCCAUCAAGCUAGCUAACUCCGUUGACUGGCGUAAGAUAGCUAGAUAAGUAGACGUGUGUGUGUGUGUGUUAUUAAUCGAUUUUAGAUUAUCCAUCAAGCUAGCUAACUCCGUUGACUGGCGUAAGAUAGCUAGAUAAGUAGACGUGUGUGUGUGUGUGUUAUUAAUCGAUUUUAGAUUAUCCAUCAAGCUAGCUAACUCCGUUGACUGGCGUAAGAUAGCUAGAUAAGUAGACGUGUGUGUGUGUGUGUUAUUCAUCGAUUUUAGAUUAUCCAUCAAGCUAGCUAACUCCGUUGACUGGCGUAAGAUAGCUAGAUAAGUAGACGUGUGUGUGUGUGUGUUAUUAAUCGAUUUUAGAUUAUCCAUCAAGCUAGCUAACUCCGUUGACUGGCGUAAGAUAGCUAGAUAAGUAGACGUGUGUGUGUGUGUGUUAUUCAUCGAUUUUAGAUUAUCCAUCAAACUAGCUGUAGAGAUGAACUGCUAUUCUAACUUGUGUCAUUUGUUUAACUUCUCAGAUCUCGCAUCGUGAAAAAACUUACAUUGGGAACUCAAAUAUGUUCCUUAUGAUGGAAUCCCCUUCCUGGUGGUCGGUCGGAGAACCUGCCGCCAGGGCAAGGAGAAACAUGCGAGGGAUAAGAAGAGGGAAACACAAAUGAACAGGAGGCCGAGGAGAAAAGCACAGGAACCAAAAUGCUGGGAACAAGAUAAAACAAGGGAUGGCUGAACGAAUGAGGGAAUUUAUUUCCGGGUUUUAGGACUACAAGCUGAAAGUGAACGGUAAUGGCGUUUCCAUGGUAUUGGAAGAAAAGCCUGCGAAGCAAAGACGGCCUUUGGCUACAGCUAGCUAAUGAGCUAGAAGACGGUGGCUGCUCAAUACUUCGUCCAACCCGUAAAAAAAGAAGGGAGGGCUAGAUUGGGAAGAUCAUGAUGAAGCUGAAAACCUGCCUUGUAUUCUCAUCUCAGUGACUCCAGUCCCAUCUGUUCAGUUUGGUUACCAGCAGAUUUAGGAUUGAAGGGCUCUCUGUCUAGAUGACAAGCACACAGCCUAUGUCCCUGAACACUGGUGAAAUUGCACAGGAACUAAGAAGAUGGAAACACCUCUGAGUUUUUUUUUUUGACAGAACAUGGAAUUUGACUGUAAUUAGGAGUUGAAUGAAUGUUUAUAAUACUGAAUGAAGGAGAUUUUAAAGGCAUCUAAACAUCAGUGGAUUGUGGAAAACAAAGUAAAGGUGGUGACCAGGCUCAUGGUGGGGAGGCAGGUAGCCUGAAGGGUGACCGGAGGGUCGACGGACUGAAAUCCAGAGCCCUCUAAGCUGAUCUGAUUGGUUAAAAUACCAUUUACUGGAGAAGAGAAGAAACAAAAAUCAUCAUUGGUCUGUCUGUAAACACAGCCGGAGACAGAGGGAGCUAGUGGCUGUGAAUGUGUGAAGCUCAUCCCAGCUGUGUGCAGGUGUCCCUGGGCUAUGUAGCCAGACUUACACCUUGACAUGCUCCAGACCAGCAACUACUCGCUGGUCCUGAUGGUCCAGCUGGGUCUGCUGACCUAUGACCUGUUUGUCAACUCCUUCAGCGAGCUGCUCAGGGCAGCGCCCGUCAUCCAGCUAGUGCUGUUCAUUAUCCAGGAUAUAGCCAUCCUGUUCAACGUGAUCAUCAUUCUGCUGAUGAUGUUUAACACGUACGUGUUCCAGGUCGGUCUGGUCGCCCUGCUACUGGAGAGGUUUAAAGGCUUACUGAUGCUGUGUGCCAUCUACCUCACCCUCAGCAUCUCCUUUCACUGCUGGGUAGUGAACCUGAGAUGGCUGGAAUCCAAUCGUUUCAUCUGGACGAAUGGCCUGCGUGUCCUCUUCGUUUUCCAGAGGGUUGCUGCAGUGUUGUAUUACUACGUCUACAAACGGACAGCAGAGUGUCUGGGCGACCCGCGGCUGUAUCAGGAUUCUGUCUGGCUGAGGGAUGCCUUUGCCAGAGCUCGUCAGUGAGAAGGAGGAAAUGGAAGGAACAAUUACACCCCCAAAGGAUUUAUUACCAGGCGAGGCCUGCCAGGCUCUGUGGUGACUCACUGCCUGGGUGAGCCAUGUUCAUUAGGCAUGAAACGGAAGAAAACUGAAACAGGGAGGGACUCCCUGGCCUUGUCCAAUAAGAAAUAACCAUUAUUGUUUUCCCGCUUCAAAACGGUUUGCCCCACUGAAAAUGACUCGGGGCUAGGAUGGAGCUAACGGAAAAGUGAGAAACUGCAAUGGGUUUGUACAGCAGUGAUGGAUCAUCAAGUUAAUGUACCACACUACACAAAUAUGGACUGAUGUUGUGACAAGAAGUAGACAAGACACUAAAGGACAAUCUGAGGCAGACUUUCCUUCCUGUUUUUAAAACAGUACAUUCAUAAUGACAGCUAUUCAUUUAGUGUUUUUACUAAAAUGGGAUACCGAAGUAUCCCAAACUGCACCCUAUUCCCUAAUAUAGCGCACUAAAUGGGGAAUAGAAUGCAAUUUGGGAUCCACGCCUGGUUCUGGAACAACAGUGUGUAUGUAUAUAUAGGAGUUGUUACUGGUUCCCCUCUCAGGUGAGAGAGGAAGUCCUGGGGCUCGAUUCAAUCCAGAAGGUCUGUGUUGUAGCGUGGUUGGAAUAUCAAGGUCAUUUCCUGUUGAGACGACGUAUGCAACGUUUACUGUGAAGGAAGUCUCCGCUAUAAUGCUGAUCUUCUGCGUUACAGAUUGGAGCUUCUUGGUUCAGUUUGUCUUGGAGAUAAGAUGUGCCGUUUACAAAAUGUAUGGAUAUUCGUUUUUUUUUUUUUUAACCGUAAAGUUAAAAUUGUUAAUCCAACACCUUUUUUCCCUAAUUUUAUAAAUAUAAUGCCUGUUCUACAUGGA
Molecule: messenger RNA, 3055 nt
Organism: Salvelinus namaycush (lake trout)
Lineage: Eukaryota; Metazoa; Chordata; Actinopteri; Salmoniformes; Salmonidae
Product: transmembrane protein 138-like
Exons: 8
Coding region: 1679-2167 (162 amino acids)
Cellular component (GO): cilium
Source: RefSeq, a predicted model, not a curated record